Thamnophis elegans (Western terrestrial garter snake) is the source of this 3479-nucleotide messenger RNA. RefSeq names its product perilipin 2 (gene PLIN2). The record is from RefSeq and is a predicted model, not a curated record. The transcript is spliced from 8 exons. Bases 139 to 1455 code for a protein of 438 amino acids. Lineage: Eukaryota; Metazoa; Chordata; Lepidosauria; Squamata; Natricidae. Gene Ontology annotation, biological process: lipid storage; positive regulation of triglyceride storage. Gene Ontology annotation, cellular component: cytosol; lipid droplet.
AUAAAUUGCCCGGGGCGGCACCCGAGCUGUGACAAUCCUUGGAGAGUUAGCGUGCUUAGGCUGCGCGCGAGCUUGCUUGUACGGCUUUUGCUAGCAACCUCUGUUUUUUCCGGACUCUAAAGCAUUCAAGGGAAAAAGAUGGCAGCGGUGUCUACUGAUGCCCAGCAGAACGUAGUUUCCAGGGUUGCUAGUUUGCCCCUGGUGAGUUCCACUUACGAUAUGGUCUCUUCUGCUUAUGUCAACACAAAAGAUAAUUACCCCUAUCUGAAAUCUGUCUGUGAGAUGGCAGAGAAAGGAGUGAAGACUAUUACAGCAGUGGCCCUGACCAGUGCCCUACCCAUCAUCCAAAAGUUGGAGCCACAAAUUGCAGUGGCUAAUACCUAUGCUUGCAUGGGUUUGGACAAAGUUGAAGAAAAAUUGCCUAUACUCUAUCAACCAACUGGUAAGGUGGUUGCCAAUGCUGUGGAUGCAGUUGUUGGUGCAAAGGAUGCCGUGACAACCACAGUGACUGGUGCCAAGGAUACAGUCACACACACCCUGAGUGAAGUUGUUGACAAGACAAAAGGGGUUGUUCUGGACAGCGUGGAGCUCACCAAAUAUGCUGUCCAUGGCAGUAUUAACACUGUUCUGCAGAGUCGGAUGGUGUGCCUAGUGACCAUUGGGGUGGAUACGGCACUCAGCAAGUCUGAAACGCUGGUUGAUCAGUACCUUCCACAUACCACAGAAGAGCUGGAGAAAGAAGCUACCAACAUUGAAGGAUUUGAAACUGGAGACCAGAAGCUAAGUUACUAUGUUAGACUAGGGUCUUUGUCUUCAAAGGUCCGAGCACGUGCCUAUCAACAGGCUCUAAAUGCAUUUAGGGAUGCUAAGCUCAAAAGCCAAGAGACCAUUUCUCAGCUCAAUUAUACUGUUAACCUGCUGGAGUAUGCCAGAAAGAACAUGACUAAUGCUAACGUGAAACUUCAAGAUGCCCAACAGAAGUUAUAUAAUUCCUGGACAGAAUGGAAGAAAAACAUUAGCCCAAAUGGCGAGGCUGCUUCACACAGUGCUGAGCACAUUGAAUCGCGCACUCUAGCAAUUGCACAGAACCUGAGUCAGCAGCUUCAGACAACCUGCCUCACGCUGGUGUCCAGUAUUCAGGGUUUGCCCCAGAACAUUCAGGACCAGGUUCACCAUGUUGGGGAAAUUGCAGGAGACGUGUACAAAAGCUUCCGGUCAGCCUCUUCUUUCAGAGAAGUGUCUGACAACCUCCUUACUUCUAGUAAAGGGCAAUUGAAGAAAAUGAAAGAAUCGUUGGAUGACGUGAUGGAUUAUCUUGUUAACAACACACCCCUCAACUGGCUGGUAGGUCCCUUUUACCCACAGUUGGCUGGCCCUCACAAUGCUGAGCACAAAGGUGAAGGGGAUAAAAAAACCAACCAGGAGAACAAGCGGCCUGAAGAAAAGGAAGAAUAAAUUGCGGCGGACAAAUGUACACUUUGUGUCCUAACUAACACGGUGGCUUAGCCAUUAGCAGAAUUUUGUCCAUUAGAGUCAAAGGGAACUGUCAGAAUGAAAUAGUGUUGCAUGUUUAAGUUGAAUUGUAUGUCCUUCACUUAAGUGAACUGAAAAAUGUGGGUGCCUUAUGACUUCUAAACCUCAGCUGAUUGCACUGGGGAGACCACACAUUGUUCAGCUAUUUAGCUAUGAAGCCCCAUCUUCAUCUAUUUAAAUAUAUUUAAGACAAAGCUUUUCAAUGUAUAUUAUAAAACAAAGCAAACCACUUAAUUAGAAAACAACUUUUGAAAAAAAAUACACUCAAGUAAUCAGAAUAUUGGUGUUCUUGCAUUCAUGCUAUUUCUUAAAAACAUUAAGCUACAUUAUUUUAAAUACUUAAAGAGCACUCUGAUCAGCUUCCCUGCUCUAUUUGAAUGAAGUUUAUGACUAACCUUUUUCCAGAGUUCCUUGUGGGCUGUGAACAUUUAUGGUAUUUAAUACUCUAAGACUUUGUACUACUUAAUCACUCCACUGGAAGUACCCUCGAGUAUUAUGCACUCAAUUCGAUUCAUGCUGUGUGUACGCGGGUGUUUAGCUUGUCUUCGGUAGCACUUCACCUUGUAAUUCUCCAUGUAUGCUCUCAAGUAAUAAAUGCUUCAGCAGCCAAAGUCUGUCUCUUGAAUUGUGUAAGCAAGUAUGGUUACAAAUAUUCUAUAUUGUGACUCAAUUAUUAUUGAGCUGAGUUGUAUUUUAAAACUGGGUGAAUAUAAACUGGUCCCUUAAUCGGCAUGUCACGCAUUACAUCUAAAUUAGAUGGGCUCAAUGUUGCUGCCGCAUUUGUUUCCUUCUGUGGCUCCCCAUCCAGCUUUACUAACUAUCUGCUGCUUAAGCUUUAGUAUUUCAGCUUAAUAUGAUCGUACUUUCUGUUGCUUGAUAGGGGUCUCAAAGGAAGGGUUGUGACUUGGUGGUGAUUUUUUAAAAACUACUGGGAUCCAGUUCAGACAUCCUGUGAUCUUGGACAAUCCAUCAGAUUGUGUAAUAGUCCCUGACUCUUACAAUUGAGAACUCAUGGAUAUGAAAAAAAUGUUUAUCCCAAGCAGACAUGUAUGUUUUUUGUUUUAAUACUUGGCUGUAUUACACUAGCAGUUUCCAAAACUUCCAAAACACCGUGAUAAUAGUUUUGUCUAAAUAUAGAAGAAACAGGCUGUAGAAUGAGAGGUGAUAUGUUCUCAAUGACUGAUUCUAUUCAAAUUGAUAAAAUAAAACAGCAAAGGAGCUAUUUUAGGUCACACUUCUGCAAAUCUGGAUUUUCAACAAAUCACAAGUUAAUCUAUUACUAAAUUUCCUUCCUUAAUUCACUCCUAAAGUUACUAAACAGCUCUAAUUCUUCUUAGCUUAUUUUGACAUAUCAGCUUUUGGACAUUAUCAAGUUACUUAAACAGAUAAUGUUAAUUUCGGCAGCAAUCUAACAAAAUAAGGCUUCUUAAGUUGCAACGUGCUACCUCAAUGAUAUGGAAAGGUAAUUUAACCCAUAAAUUUGAGAACACUUGUUUGGAUAGAUGUGCAUAACUAUUUUCUUCAGGCUGCACAAUUCCAUCAUUGUGCAUUGACUUCCUGCAAUAAAAUAAAAUGGCACCAUUUUGAAAAUUGGACCUAAAAGCUAAUUCUUGAUUUAGGAGUAUUCCUGCUUUGAAUAUGGGAAAUUGAUCUAGUGCACAAUUUUAGCAUUAUAUGAAAACAGAGCAUAGCACACAGUUUCUUACCUUGGCUCAGUUGUAUGGACAAAAACACUUGUAAUAUUCUUGGUUAGUAUCAUUGUCUUUCAUAAAAUAGUAAGAGGUGGUUUAAAAAACAUUAAAAUGUGCUGUAGAAGACCCAAAGUUGACUUGAAGAAACAGUGGUGGGCAACAUUUCUCAGAUCGAAUCCCAUAUUAGGAAGGCGGAAUGAAAAUUAAAGUAGAACCCUUAGAAACAUGGUAGUUUUUAGAAUAACUUGGCUUCCU